This is a messenger RNA of Ostertagia ostertagi, 780 nucleotides long. NCBI's taxonomy places the organism in Eukaryota, Metazoa, Nematoda, Chromadorea, Rhabditida, Trichostrongylidae. The record is from the annotation of a GenBank genome assembly.
AUGGAUAGAGAUUUUAACAAGGCCAACUUUGAAGCUAUUGGUAGGUAUUUGAGCGACAUUGAUUGGAUUGGAUCCUUUGCAACUGUAAACACCAUAGAUGGGAAAUACGAACUAUUCCUUGCUAUACUAAACGACGCUAUAAACAUUUUUGUUCCAUUAGUACACAUGUCGAAGAACGCCCGUUACAAAAUCCCGCAAUAUCUCGAGAGAAUGAUUUCUCUAACGAAGUCGCCUAUGGAAGGAUGCGCAAACUGGGAUAGAUAUAAAGUUUUUGACAAGAAGCUCACUAAAUGUAUGGUCAAGUAUAAUACAUAUUUAGAAAGGAAAGAUCCCACUAAGCUAUUUACCUACAUCACCAAACGUCUCAAAGAUACAAAGAAGAUACCAGCAUUACGUGUCGAUGAAGCCAAAAUAAUUAUACUUGACCAUGAUAAGGCAGAGGUACUUGCUGAAUCAUUCCAGAAGGUUUUCACAGAAGACAGUGAUACUGUUUUGGACGAAUUCCCAUCAGGCACUUCUUCUAUGGAACCAUCACUAUGGUUUCAUAGGGAUGAAAUAUACCGACUGCUGUCAAAAUGGCCUAGUUCCUACUCUAUAACACCAGAUCUCGUACCUUUCAAUUUCAUUAAGAACAUUGCACAGUAUAUAGCUUUUCCACUGGAGCUCCUCUUCAAUUUAUCGUAUAUGAGAUCUGAAGUUCCAUCUCGGUGGAGGCAUUCCUUCGUUGUGCCCAUACCCAAAAAACCUCCUUUCAGUGAUCCUUCCAAUUAUCGUCCAAUA